GCAUCAGCAGCCACAAAACACCACACACAAGACGCACAACGAGAGAAGAAGGAGAGGGAAGAACAAGCAAGCAAGCGAAGUGUGCAGAAGCGCAGACCACCACACCCCCUCACUGUCGCUGUCGCUGCUGUUGAACACGAUACGCACCACCGCCUGUGCAAGCCAUGAGUGAGCUGUCAUUGGGAUCGUUGCGGGUGCCGCUGUCACUGGACCUGCCGCCAGUGGAGGUGCCAGAUGCGGUGAGGACUGGCCUCAAGUGGGCGGGCAUCGUGGUUGGUGCUGGCGCAUGCACCGUCAUGGCCUACCACACUGUUGCCGCCAUCGUCUGCCGCCCCGCUCCCUGGUUCUCCUUCAUCUCCUACGGAAAGACCAAGAUGACGACGCCGUAUUCGUUUGAGGACCCGCGCUUCUACCCGCGCGCCCAGCUGCCGUGGCUCGGGCAGCUCGAGCAGCACUGGGAGGAGAUCCGCGACGAGCUGCAGGCCUUCCUGCGCACCAUGCCCGUCCCCUUUGUGCCCUACUUCCGCCCAGACCUCGUCAACAAGGCCGGCGCGUGGAAGACGCUCGGCCUCAAGGCGUGGGGGCUCGAGGAUCGCGCCAUCAUGCAGCACUUCCCAAAGACGUGCAAGGUUCUGCGAGACCUCCCCGUGCCCGUUGUCGGCGUGUCGUUCAACCACCUCGAGGCGCGCGGCGUGGUGAAGGCGCACCAGGGCAACACCAACGCCAUCGCCCGCGUGCACCUGGGCCUAAAGGUGCCCAAGAACAAGACGGAGGACUGCUACUUCAAGGUGUCGAGUGAUAUCCGCCCCUGGCGCGAGGGGCAGGCCUUUGGGUUCUGCGACGCGCACUGGCACACGGCGUUCAACGGCGCUGACGAGAGCAGGUACAUCCUCCUCUUCGACGCCAUCCACCCGGAGUACACGCACAUGACCACGUACAUCUGCGCGCGUGUUGUUGCGGACCUGGCACUGCAGUACUUUACCGGCCGCAUUCGCCUGAUCCAGUGGCUCACCAAGGUUGCGCCCACCCCGACACGUCUUGUCCUCUACAACACCUUUGUUCCCGUCUUCCACGUCCUUCUCCUGAUCAACCCAGACUUUCUAUCCUUCUUCUCGUAGUGUGAUUGCGUGUGUGUGUGUGUGUGGGUGUUAUGUGUGUGUGUGUGUGCGUGUACAUGUGUCUGUCUGUCUGUUUAUGUCUGCGUGUGUGUGUGUGUGUGCGUGUGUUUUGUGUGUGUGUGUGUGUGUGUGUGCGUGUGUGCGUUAGUGUGCGUCAAUCUUUUGCUCUUUGGAGACGCGCAGCCCCCUUCCCCACCCACAGCCGUGCUUGUUUCGGCAGCUUGCUUGCUCGCUUGCUUCUUGUAGCCAUUUGUCGGUUCUCUUUGUCACAUUGAUCGCCUUGACGCUGCGUCGUUUGCGCCUGCUGCUGUAGCCUUCAGCUUUUCUCCACCACCUCCACUUCCUUGGCUCCUCUUGCUUCACAUCCACCAUCAUCAACAACGCUCGUUCGCUUGUGAGCGUCGCCUGUGUCCCGCCAUCACCGCUUAAACGACUUGGAAGCUCCCGCAGAUAGAGACACACAAACA
Molecule: messenger RNA, 1585 nt
Organism: Salpingoeca rosetta
Lineage: Eukaryota; Choanoflagellata; Craspedida; Salpingoecidae
Exons: 2
Coding region: 165-1118 (317 amino acids)
Source: RefSeq, a predicted model, not a curated record